GUUUAGUUUAAGUUAUAUUUUUGAAUAUACACUCGUUAAAAACUUUCACUUUCGCUUUUUGAAAUGCCGCCGUGUCGUUUAUUUUAAUUAUUUAACUGUUUUUUUUGUUUAAUUAAAGGGAUUUUUUGAUUAAUAUGUUCGUCUCAAUUAAUUUAAAGAAAGGAAAAUAUCAAGGUUACUGAUAUUUUUGUAAUAAAUGAAACGAAACUGAAUGAUAAUUGUUUUAAUCUAGAAUUAUUUUUUUAUUAUUUCAAUUUUUAGUUUUUUUAUCGUUUUAUACUAUUCACAACACUAAACCAAUUUAUUGGCGUUGUUUCGUCAAUUUUUUUUUCUCUUUCUCCUGCUUCACAAAUGAUUUAUCCCUUUCCUUUAGUAGAUCAUAAAACAGGAAUGUUUUACCUCAACACUGACGGGACUACAUUUCUAAAGUCCUUAGUUUCACCAGUCAAACUUAAAAAAGAAAUGUUCAUCUAUCUCUUUCCAUCAUAUACCUGUCUCUCACAAUUUCUCAUUUCACCGUUCACUUGUUUAACAAGUUGACAUUAAGUGUGACAGAGUUGUAUCUUUACUACGUGACAGAGUAAUUUAUGACUUAAGUGAAGAAGGUAAGGUUCGGUUUUCGGUCAAGAGAAAGUUAGAUGGAACUUUCUCAAAGUGGAUCGUGGUUAGUAAUAUGUAUGUUUCCUAUUUUACACUGCUAAGUUGGUCAGUUGGCUAGUAGGUUCGCCGUCGUGAAGGCGGGCAGACGUCUCCUUAAACAAACAAUAUUAAAUAUAUCGAAAAAAAUGACGAGAAAAUCGCGUGAGCGCAGUUGAAAUAAUAAAUUAGAAAAAAAAAUGUGAAUGUGUUUCAAAAAACAAGUCCGAAAAUUGUAUUCGUUUUUAUUUGCGCGCGAAUUUUAACGUCAAAAUGACAGUUCGAAAGUGGUUUAAAUUUGGAAAAUCUAUGCACGUUAGUGAUGUGAAAAAUAUGUUGUUUUUUAUAGUAGUGUUGUUUGCACUGGACAAUUUGCCCUUAACCUGUAAGGGCGAAGAUUUUAAUAGAGAUUCAAGAAAGUUAUUCGGCGGCUACAGAAUAACACCGACCUACUGCAAAGCUUCUCGAGCCGCAAAAUACAACAGGGGCAACACGAUAUGCAUGUUCAACCAUGAAUGCGUGCAACGCGGCGGCGAGGUCGUGGGCGCAUGCAUGGACGGCUUCCUAUUCGGAGCAUGCUGCCAGCUGAAAUCAGACAGCCAGUCCCACAUCCCAAAAGGCCCUGGAGUCAUCAUGACCAGUUACUUAGACUACCCCGAAGCCACUGAAAGUGAUGACUAUGAUGUUGAGGAAUUAAGCGCUUGGCAUAAUAGUUAUAAGCCUGUAGUAACGCCCGGUUAUAAACCAGCUGAUAAAUCUCCAACAACAGCCAAACCCGAUGAUUUAAGUACUGAAGGUGAACACGCUGAAAUGAUCUCUGAAGGGUUGACUCAAAUAACGAAUACUCUACUUAGUUCCCCACCUAAAGAUAAUGGUUUCAUUUAUAUGAAACCUAAGCCUGAUUAUUAUACGCAUAGUACUAUAAACCAUGGUGGUCCAGACACUAUCCUUGUACACACGAACGGUACUGUAGUAAACGAUGUUGUUAGACCGUCAGAUUUUAAUAUACAAGUGUCUUCAAUGCAGACUAAGCCAACAGUCAGUCCUAGUACUUCGACAUCGGAUCCUCCAAAAACAGUAUCCACACAUCGUCCAGUUAAACCUAUAUUUAAACCUAAACCUUCGACGUCAACUGAAAAUUAUAUUGCAAUAUCUACGGUGACGAAAGACUCUAAAGUCCCAGAAUUGUCUUCUAUUAAUAGUAUAAUUCAGAUGUUGAAUGAUAGUACGCCGAGUAUGGGUGAUGAUGUCACUCCAUCCAUCGAUGUUAUGGAGACAAAAUCUUCUCCGUCACCGUUGUAUACUUAUCCUAGCUUCUCAAGUACCGGUCAUUACGUCACACUAAAGCCUACAUCCUAUUCUACAUAUAAGACUAAGAAACCAGUGCCAAGCAAAAAGCCAUCUUAUGACUAUCUACAUACGACUCCGAAUAGUUUGCCUCAAGAUGACAAACCUUCAUCAUAUUUCUCUUCACCAAGCCCGAGUCAGUCUACAAGCCAAGCUAUUGAAGCUUUUAACAGAUAUCCAACAGAUCCGACCGAUUUCGGAGAUCUAUCAACGUUUAGUUACGUUAGUUCUACUACAACACCAAAACCGACUACACCGAAAAGACCCCCGUCUACUAGCUAUGUGACUGGUGCCAGCCCUGUGAGAAGACCACCACCAUCUGCCAACGUACCUUCAUAUGAAGACACUUUCUCAAGUGUAACACCAACUGUCAUUGUUCUAAAUGAUAUCCAUACAACCAAAACACCUUUAGAAUCUGAUGAAACCCAAUUCGUCGAAAUUUCUCAAGAACCUUUCAAGAAACCGGUCAGUCAGAUUACUGUUAACAAUCACAUUGAAUCCACGAACAACAUUUAUAUGGGUAAACCGACCUACUAUCCGUCAUCAUCAUCACCAACUGUCGUUAUAACUCCAAAACCAGGUCCAAAUACGACUCCGUACCCAAUCAAAGCAUCUACAAGACCUGUAUCCAGUUCAAUAAGACCUUUGCCAAUUUCAACUACUCCAAGUUAUAUAGCCGAUGUCCCGACUACAAAUAAACCAGAAGUUCAAACUUCACCUGAUGAUUCUAUAAACUUCCCUCCUGUGAGGAACCCACUUCUAAACGCAACCGGUGCUAACCAAGCGCUUUACAACACUAGUGUUUCUAUGUCAGAUAGCGAACUUGACAUUCUCCACGAUGUCGAAUUCACGACUCCUACUUGGGAAGUCGAUGAAAAACUCGACGAGAAGAUGAAUGUAUUCGUUAGCAAAAUUGUUGGAAACCUACAAGGUACUUUCCAGGAACUACACGAUAUUGUCAUUCUUGGCAAGAAACCUAACGACACAGCUAUUCGGACGACAACGACGAAACCGAAAAAGACUCUUCCAACAACUAAGAGACCAUUUUUGACGACCACGAAGAGAACUACUAAGUUUACGACGACUAAGCCUACGACUAGAAGGCCUACUGUGAAGACCACGAAAAAGCCGACGAGGCUGACCACGCAGAACCGAAAGCCGACCACAACGCAGCCUCCGACAACCACAGUAGUUACCACCACAACAACUAAAAAGACGAAGGUGACAACCACAAAAAAGACGAAGCCGCCUAAGAAGGGGACGACCACGGUAGCCGCACCGUCGACCACGGAACUGUCAGAUGAGAUCACCACAGAAAACUAUGUCGAAAAACCCAUUGACUACAAUGAUAAAAAUUUAUGCGGAGUCCGUCCCCUUGCAAAGACUGGUCGUAUCGUCGGUGGUAAGAACACGAAGUUCGGAGACUGGCCUUGGCAGGUGCUGGUCCGUGAGUCCACGUGGCUUGGCCUCAUCACCAAGAACAAGUGCGGUGGAGUGCUGAUCACCAACAAGUUUGUGACAACAGCUGCCCAUUGUCAACCUGGGUGAGUUUGGAAGGUUGUAGGAUGAUGGUGUUACUGGAUAGGAGAAUUAAAGUAAUA
Molecule: messenger RNA, 3584 nt
Organism: Trichoplusia ni (cabbage looper)
Lineage: Eukaryota; Metazoa; Arthropoda; Insecta; Lepidoptera; Noctuidae
Product: serine protease lint-like
Exons: 4
Coding region: 910-3531 (873 amino acids)
Biological process (GO): proteolysis
Molecular function (GO): serine-type endopeptidase activity
Source: RefSeq, a predicted model, not a curated record